This is a messenger RNA of Guyanagaster necrorhizus, 1656 nucleotides long. Its product is annotated as PLC-like phosphodiesterase. Gene Ontology annotation, molecular function: phosphatidylinositol-4,5-bisphosphate phospholipase C activity. Gene Ontology annotation, biological process: phosphatidylinositol-mediated signaling; release of sequestered calcium ion into cytosol; lipid metabolic process. The record is from RefSeq and is a predicted model, not a curated record. Lineage: Eukaryota; Fungi; Basidiomycota; Agaricomycetes; Agaricales; Physalacriaceae. The coding region runs from base 61 to 1533 and encodes 490 amino acids. The transcript is spliced from 4 exons.
CGGGGACUCAGUUACACCACUGGAUCCAAGACAUACUGUACAGCCCGCAUCGCAUCCACGAUGGAGGAAGAAGAAUGGCGGCAAAUUGAACAUGUAUAUCGCGUCGAUUCCAAUCAUAACGUUGAACCUCAAAAUACUACGGUCCGUCUAAGUCCCGAAAUUGAACAAUUCUUGGAAAAUGAAGGAGAGUCUACCAAUCAUGUUUUACAAAUUCCCGUUAUAAAGCCUCCUUUGGUUGAUGAUUCUUUACCCCUUACCCACUACUUCAUCUCUUCUUCUCAUAACACGUACUUGUUAUCUCGUCAGCUAGUGGGUCGCUCUUCUCCUGCCUCCUAUACCCACGUCCUGUCUCGGAACGGGCGUUGUGUGGAAAUCGAUGUCUGGCCUAGUGCGAACGGAUUAAUUGUCACCCACGGCCAUACAUUUAGCAAGUCUGUGCCGUUCCAAAGUGUCUGUGUAGCUAUUGGAGAUGCCGUCCAACCUGGGGACUGGCCCGUCAUGGUCAGCUUGGAAUGCCAUGUCGACGUUCAAGGCCAGGAAGAACUGGUCCGUGUCAUGAAGGGCGCUUGGGGCCACAAGCUUGUUGACAAGAAGCUCGAAGGGAUCUAUGAUGACAUAGUCACUCCCAGGGACGUCCGUGGACGUAUCCUCCUGAUGGUAGAAUACUAUCCUCCUUCAUCGGGCGACUCGUCCUCGUCAUCUUCCUCGUCUGAUUUAUCUUCCGAAGAAGGCUCACGUAUCUCUGAUGACUGCACGAAAAUAUCCCCCGAACUCGCAUCGCUUGGCCACUACGCCCGAAGCAUGAAACCUAAAUCUGGCUGGCAACACGAGCGGCUCGCCAAGCCGCGUCACAUUCUCAUCAACGUUUCCGAGUCUUCCAUCUCAAGCCUCCUUCCCCACACUCUUGAGACUCUCAUCGACCAUGGACUUCACCAUCUCCGUCGGGUUUUCCCAAAAGGCACCCGCAUCACCUCAACCAACAUGGAUGUUCUCAAAUGCUGGCGUAACGGCACCCACGUCGCCUGUCUCAACUGGCAGCAUUACGACCGUAGCAUGCAGCUCAACGAAGGGAUGUUUGUCGGUACCGGCGGUUGGGUUCAAAAACCCAGCGGCCUGGGGUAUCCGCAGGACGGCAAAAUCAAGCUCAUCGGAGAAAUCGCGGGAGUUAGCUCGUUACCCCCUCCGAAUGAUUGCGAAGGAAAGGAAUACAAAGCCCAUGUCAGCGCACAACUGUUCCACCGCAGCGGGGAUAAGAAGUGGAAGUCAAGGUCCAUCAGAGCCGAGGGCGUUCCAGGGCAGGGCGCCGAUAUCAUGUGGAACCAGACAUUUGAAUGGGAAUUCGACAUCGAUGAGCUUGCAUUUGUGAGGCUCUGCAUCAAGCAUGAUGAAUUUGGCACGGAUGUCAAGAUCGUAGUUUUCUGUGCGCGCUUGAUUCACUUGCAACAAGGGUGGCGAUUCAUCAGAAUGCUGGAUAUGACCGGAAAGAAUUCCGGUGCAACUCUUCUUGUCAGAUUCACGAUCUCUACUAACUAGGAUGCUCGUCAACAUUAAGCUGUCGAGCAUUAUUCUGGACAAUAUUCCGGGUUUAUCUUAUACCUGUUUUGUCUGAACUAUGUCGCCAUAAGGGCAUUUAAAUAUACAUGCAGUUAAAGUCGC